Molecule: messenger RNA, 1445 nt
Organism: Perognathus longimembris pacificus (Pacific pocket mouse)
Lineage: Eukaryota; Metazoa; Chordata; Mammalia; Rodentia; Heteromyidae
Gene: Cxcr2
Product: C-X-C motif chemokine receptor 2
Exons: 1
Coding region: 10-1062 (350 amino acids)
Biological process (GO): G protein-coupled receptor signaling pathway; neutrophil chemotaxis; immune response
Cellular component (GO): membrane
Molecular function (GO): interleukin-8 binding; C-X-C chemokine receptor activity
Source: RefSeq, a predicted model, not a curated record
UGAAAAAAAAUGGAAGACUUUAACUGGGAGGAUUUCUUUGACGAUUAUAAUUACAGCUCUGGCAUGCCCAGUAUUCAACCAGGUUUUUCCCCAUGCCUACCACACUACCUGGAAAUCAAUACUUCUGUGGUGAUCUUGAUUUAUGUCCUGGUGUUCCUGCUAAGCCUUCUGGGAAACUCCCUGGUGAUGCUGGUCAUCUUACACAGUCGGGCAAACUGCUCUGUCACUGAUGUCUACCUGCUGAACUUGGCCAUAGCUGAUCUGCUCUUUGCCCUGACCUUGCCCAUCUGGGCAGCCUCCAAACCAAACGGCUGGAUCUUUGGUACAGCCCUGUGCAAGGUGACCUCAUUCCUGAAAGACGUCAACUUCUACAGCAGUAUGUUGCUACUGGCUUGUAUCAGUGUGGACCGCUACCUGGCCAUUGUCCACGCCACACGCACAGUGAUCCAGAAGCGACACUUGGUCAAGUUUGUAUGCUUAGGCAUGUGGGGACUGUCUCUGGUUCUGUCCCUGCCUGCCUUACUUUUGCGUAGUACUGUCUACGCUCCCAAUGUCAACCCAACCUGCUACGAGGACAUGGGUAACCAGACAACAAAAUGGCGGUUAGUAUUGCGUAUCCUGCCUCAGACCUUCGGCUUCCUCCUGCCCCUGCUGGUCAUGCUGUUCUGCUAUGGAUUCACAAUACGCACUCUGUUUAACGCUCACAUGGGGCAGAAGCACCGUGCCAUGCGGGUCAUCUUUGCUGUGGUGCUUGUCUUCCUGCUCUGCUGGCUGCCCUACAACCUGGUCCUGUUGUCAGAUACCCUCAUGAGGACCCAUGUCAUUGAAGAGACCUGUGAGCGCCGCGAUGACAUUGACGGGGCCAUGGAGGCCACAGAGAUUCUAAGCUUCCUCCACAGCUGUCUUAAUCCCAUCCUCUAUGCCUUCAUUGGCCAAAAGUUUCGCUAUGGGUUUCUCAAGAUCAUGGCCACCUAUGGCCUGGUCAGCAAGGAGUUCUUGGCCAAGGAGAGUAAGCCCUCCUAUGUUGGCUCUUCCUCAGGAAACACUUCUACUACCCUCUAAGGUGGCCUGGCCCAAAUGGGCCCUUGGAGUUUCUCCAUCUUGGACGUCUCAUUCCAAGAUUCCAGUCCACUCUCUGUCGGGUCAUGGUGUCUGGAACACAGCCCCACUCUUAAGGUUAUGGCAAGGAGCAGAGGUUGCAUUCUUACUGGGCUCCCACUGCAUGGUUUAGAAAGCCUGUCCUGACACUCUACCCCUUUGCAUAAUUACUAUACCAACACAUAGUUGGCCUAUAGUUGUUCUGUUUUCUAAGAAUUGUACAUUAUUAGCCCAGUGCCAGGGGCUCAUGCCUGUGAUCCUAGCUACUCAGGAGGCUGAGAUCUGAGGAUUGCGGUUCAAAGCCAGGCUGGGGAAGGAAAGUCCAUGAGACCCCUAUCUCCAAUUAA